This is a messenger RNA of Neolamprologus brichardi, 606 nucleotides long. The record is from RefSeq and is a predicted model, not a curated record. Lineage: Eukaryota; Metazoa; Chordata; Actinopteri; Cichliformes; Cichlidae.
ACUAGCUUGAAUGCUCAGUCUAUGGUCAGUCUGGUCUGGUUUGGAGCAGGUUGGAAGAUGGCUCUCAUCAUACAACAUUUCCUGCUGGGCCUCCUUCUCCUGGGAACAAACGUGAUCAUCAGUAUUUAUGCUCAGGAGAACCCUGGGGCGUGGACUAACAAGUCCUGCAAAUGUGAUUGUGAUGGAGGCGAAUCGCAGACGGAGGUUUACUCCAUUGGGUCUGGCUCAUCUUUGGUGCGAGGAGUGGACUGCAUGCCGGAGUGUCCCUACCACAGACCUCUUGGCUUUGAGGCUGGAUCAGUGAGUCAAGAACAGAUUACCUGCUCCAACCAGGACCAGUACACUGGCUGGUUCUCCUCAUGGGUACCGAGUAAGGCGCGACUCAACAGCCAGGGCUUUGGCUGCGCCUGGCUGUCUAAGUUCCAGGACAGCAGUCAGUGGCUGCAGAUUGACUUAAGGGAAGUGACGGUGGUGUCAGGGAUUCUCACUCAGGGCCGCUGUGAUGCCGAUGAGUGGAUUACCAAGUACAGUGUUCAGUACAGAACAGAUGAGAAGCUCAACUGGAUCUAUUACAAAGACCAGACUGGAAACAACAGGGUCAGUUAA